Messenger RNA from Anoplopoma fimbria (sablefish), 3735 nucleotides. RefSeq names its product MET transcriptional regulator MACC1 (gene macc1). Bases 75 to 2624 code for a protein of 849 amino acids. Gene Ontology annotation, cellular component: cytoplasm. The record is from RefSeq and is a predicted model, not a curated record. The transcript is spliced from 5 exons. Gene Ontology annotation, molecular function: protein binding. NCBI's taxonomy places the organism in Eukaryota, Metazoa, Chordata, Actinopteri, Perciformes, Anoplopomatidae.
GAAGUGUGACUGACAGUGGACUGACUCUCUGACGCUCCGAGACAAAACUACAACCAUCUCAUGAGGACGAUGAGAUGGCAGCUGGAAGAGCAAGGUCCUUCCGUCGUGUUGGGAGUCUCAUGCGUAGUAAAUCUGAGGGGACACUGAUUGAUCUGGAGGACAAAGUCUCAACCAUUGACAACAGGAAUGGUGUGUUUGUGACGCAGAACUCCGAGUGGCCUCUUUCACAACCAGAAGACGCACGUUUGUCUCAGUCGAAAAAUCCCUUUUGGAACAAACUGUCUGGAUCGAAUCCUUUCUUAGAUGACAUUGUAUUCAGCAGCACAGACAGAGACAUUUCCAGCGCUUUUAAUGUGAAACAAAACAAUGAAAAUCCUUUGGACACAAAUAACGAUGACGCCAUUAGCACAUCUUCGGAUGAAGGCAACGUGGGCAACUUUUUGGAAAACACAAACAAAGCCAUCGACAGAUCUGGGAGAUGCAGAAGUGCCUCCGACAUCCUGGAUGACCUGGAGAGAAAAGUGCCAAAACAUGAGAACAGCUUCAAACCGCCUGGACCGGUGCUGAACCCAGAUUUUGAGUGGCUUAAAAACGACAGAGAGGCCUACAAGAUGGCCUGGCUGAGCCACAGGCAGCUAACCCGCUCGUGUCUGGACUUAAAUCUAAUGAGUCAGAGUCCAGGGUGGGCUCAGACACAAGCCACCGACUUUCAGGUCAUCUGCAAGGUCGGCCACACUGGAGGCUCAGUACAGUUGCCAGCCUCAGAAAUUAGCAUCCAUAUCCAAGAAGGCCAUGUUCCUCCGGGAGAAGUCCAGGAAGUUACACUGAAAGCAAUGCUAGACCCUCCUCCUGGACUCAAUAACAACUACGUGACAACCCUGAGUCCACUUCUAGAGGUGGUCCUCAGCAACAUCAACAUAAAGGAGUGCAUCACUCUGGAGAUGAAACUGGCCGGAGAGGUGAAGAGUGACCCAUUGAGUCAGGUGAUGACUACUGUGGUCGGCCUGGUGUCCAACAAAAAAGAGGGACCUUAUCUUAAAGUGGACAACUGUUACAUUUACAAGAACAUGCUGCAGAUGAAGCUGCAGGACCUGAAGACACAUUUUUAUGUAAUUGCAGUUGCAGAGGCCUCUGCAAUCCAGUCUCCUGCUACAUCAGUAUGGGAUUACCUUGAUCGGCAAAUCACAGUAGCAGUUUAUGGCCCCAGGUAUAUCCAUCCGUCAUUCAAAGUCGUUAUAGUAGUCUGCGGCCAUGAUGACGUUCCUCCAAGGCUUCCGUUUUCAGAUGUCUGCAGAGGAAACAAAAAUAUACCUCCACUCGUGCUGCAGCUUUGGGGAAAACAUGGGUUUAAACCAGACAAACUGAACAACCUGCAUGUCGGUAUCAGCCUCACAGACUCGGUGUUUAAAAUCAAACCUGGGGACGAACUGAAGGAAGUGAGACAAAGUCGGCUCAAAAUAGGGACAGUUUUUCAUCUGCCAGUUGCGUUAUCUUGUGCUAGUAAUACAGAAAUGACUCCUUUUAAAUUAGAUCUACAGGUCAAAGAAGCAAAAGCUGCAAUUGUUGCACAAUUCCAGGUGCCUUCCCCUCCCGCAGCACCCAUCAGAUCAGAGAAGCGAGGGCCGCGGCAGACAGAAAAGCAGAUUGAAAGGUCAAGACGCUCGCCUAUUCCUGAGGAAAGUGUUCCAGAUUUCCCCAAAUUCGCAGACAGACCUGUGAACAUACAGUGGUAUGGUGUGGCCCUAAAGUCGGUCCUCCGUCAGCCACGCGUAGACUACCUUCUGGAGUAUUUCAAGGGGGAAACUGUGGCUCUCCUAUCAAAAGACACUGUUAGGUCAGUGGGUAACUCAAAAGUAAAGGAGUGGUAUAUCGGAUUCCUCCGAGGCAGGACCGGUUUGGUUCACUGCAAGAACAUCAAGCUCAUAACCACGGACCAAGUGAUCGACUUCACCAGCAUUCAAAUCACCACAGAGGUGCUGUUGGACAACAUGACGCUGCCCUUCAAGAAGCUUACUUACAUGUACUCCGCCAUCCAGACGCUGGUCACUGAACACAUAACCAGCUGGAGAGGUUUGGCUGACGCUUUAGGGUACGGCAAGCUGUCACUGGACACGAUCACACGGAGGCACGCCGACUCUCAGGCUGAUAAAGUGGCCUGCGUUCUGGAAAAGCUGAAGGAGGACUGCCACGCUGAGAAGAGCAGGAAAAAGUUUCUGCAUGAGCUCAUGGUGGGUCUGUUGAAGAUUGACUCUGUGAAUCUUGUGGCCCAGCUGAUUCAGAAAACAGUCAUUUUAUCCACAGCUGUGGAGCUGGGCGCUCGAUGGCGGGAGCUCGCUGAGAAGAUGGGCAAACUUUCCAGCACUCAGAUAGCGGACUAUGAGGCACCGCACCGAGGGAAGAGCAAGGAGGUCCCGGCCCAGUCAAUGUGGAAGCCCGCCUAUGACUUCCUGUACUCCUGGAGUCUGCGCUAUGGUGACAGCUACAGGGACAUGAUCCAGGAUCUGCACCUGUUCCUGGACAAAAUGAAAAACCCUGCCACCAGACAGUGGAGGCAGUUGACUGGUGCCCUCAUCACAGCGAACUGUCUGGAUAUCUUUAGAGCCUCUGCAUACCCAAAUUCCUAAACUUUAUGCAAGCGCACUCUGGUGAUGACAGCAACUUCCACGCACUUAAGAAAAACAGAGAGGUUUUGUUACACAGCAAUAAGGCUCUGAUGUUGUUACUUUGCUCUUUUUUUGUAGUUGUAUAGUUUUUCUCGUUUUUACACAAAGCAUUAGAAGCUACUUUAUUGAAGGUCGAUCAGGUACUUGCACUAAAUGUUUGAAACUCACUUGGAGAAUGGGAAAUAUGUUUAACAAAGAAGGAAUGUCUUUUAUUCUUACAAAGAGAAGAAAACGAAGUGUUGUUUGUUACUUCUCUCUAUGUCUCUAUGUACACAAAUGUGAGGAAGCCUUAACGUGAAAGUUCAUUUUGGUAGAUGAUUUUCUGUCAAAUGUUUAUGAGGUCACUCGUUCCCGACUGACAUCAUUUGUCCUGGGUAUCAAGAAUCUCAAAGUGGUGUUUUUAUCUUUUAUUCCUUGCCUGUUAAUAGUAUGCCAAUAUUAGCCAAUCUGCAAAUGUGCAUUACCUAAAGACCAGGUUAAAUUAUUAUUUAUGAAUCUAAUUUGAUUUCUUCUUGUACAUUACUUAACUUGCUGACUGUAUUCCGUUUGUUUUUUAAGUAUCCACACUAUUAGGAUCCACGUCACCUUUAUGGAUCCUGUGAAAGUUUGUACCAAUGGGAUUUUUAAGUUUUAGUUUUCUGUAAAAUACUGUAGGUAGUUAAUAAUAAUGUGAACACUGUUGCAAACUAACAAUAUCAAAAGGUUGCAGAACUGCUAGAACAUUAAAUGGAGUUUGUGUGCUAAAAGUGAGAAUGUUCUACCAAAGUGAAUUUUUCCUAAUGCCAGUAAACAAACCGUAAAGAUGCUAAUAUACAAGUGUCAUAAACUAUCGUUUCUUAAAUAUGAAUAUGUUAUUUUUAUACUGUAAUGAAAUGUUUUAGAAAUGCACAGAGCAGAUCAUUUCAUAAGAUAGACAAUGUAACUAUUGUGUUUAUAUGAUCAUGUUUUCUUUGCCAAAUAGAAACCUCACUGUUUAGAAAGGUGCCAUACACAGUCACUGAACUGUAAAACAACUAUUGAUAUCUUUGAUGCUGAAAUGAAGUUGUGUUGCAUUAGAUAUGAAUAAAUAUUA